GCGGCAGUCAUCAAAUCAUCGGAGCUCCUUUGCAAUGGAAACCAGCCAAUAUACAGUUGUCAGUUGAGCCGCGUCGACAAAAGGAUCAGUCAACCGGUCAUUGGCGCCGUCGCUCCUACUGCUGCCAUGGCUAUCAUAGACCUUCUUGGAGUCCAAUUCAACAUGCAGCUGCUGCUGAAAAUCAGUCUUUCUGUGGCGACAGUGCUCCUUGUGUCGUUGGCCUACAGGUUCUACAGCUCGAGGAGCAUGGAGGAAAGUUCCGUCAGAGAACAGCAGACUUGCCAGAGAUGCAAGACAACCCUGCGGUCGAGUGGCACUGAUGAUAAUCGACUCGGACCUAACCUCACCGAUGAACCAUUAUCCAACGGCAAAGAAAGAACGAGAGGAAUUAAUCCCACCCAGGAGGUGUGUAGCUUGUCGCACAGUGAUCAACAUUUUAGCGAAGAAGCAAAGAUAUCUUCAUCGAGUGACACUGCUAUGGACCUUCCCGAACCAGCAAAAUGUGGAUUCGUGACUACAAAAGAAAGACGAUCUCCUCGCUUUUUAAAAAAGUUGGAAGGAGGUUUGGGUGUGGGAAGAGAACUAAGGCAGGACUUGGAGCGACAUGGUGUCUACUCCAGCUUUCUCUCCAAGGCAGAGGUGAAGGUGGAGGAUGCUAAGCUGGUGCCGAACACUUCGGGAGAACAGGUAGUGCGUGGAAAGAUUUAUGACUACUAUGUGGAAUCCUCGUCUCACUUUAGCACAGACCCAAACGUUAUUUUGGGGCAGAACGAAAGAAAGUCACAACAAACAGAGAUUGGAAACAAUAGCAGCUUCUUAACAGAGUCUCCUCCUUUUGUGGACCCUAACAUUACUGAGGAAGCAUUUGUUCUUGAGAACACAAAGCAGAAGGAUUCCAUGAAAUCCGGACCCCUACGAAAACAGAGCUAUCUCGCUGCUGCAGAGCAGUUGGAGCUGCCGAGUCUAGGUCCACCCACUUAUUGCUCAACCAACACUGGUGCCUCCAGACCUUCUCAUCCAGAUGCUCUAGCAGGGAGUCCCUUGGUACGCCAUUCAGAUGUGGAAAGUCUCAAAAAUCAACUGAAUCUUGGCAACUGCUUGGAGGCCUUUUUUCUGGCCAAAAAACAUGGUCAGAGGUCAGUAGCGCAAGCAGCCAUUGAAGUGAUGUCCGACAACUACCUGCUGGUACUCCUGGAUCCUGACCUUCACCCGCGACUUACUGAAGCUGAGCGGGAACUAAUCAGGAAGCUGAGAACAAGAGGGAGAAAAUUCAUCAUGUUGGCAGAUAUGGACCCACUCGACUGCUCAGGGAACAGCGGGGUGCCGAGAAGGAACCCGAGUGCUGUGCAUUACUAUGACGACUGCGGAGACACCUGGCACAAACUUUGCUCCAUUCCAGAGGAAGUCAUAAGCAAAGCCUGCGCCGUGUGCACAAUGGAUAACUACCUUUUUGUUGCCGUGGGCUGCCAAGGCACCGAAAGUCAACUGACACCUUCCAAGCAAGUGUUUUGCUACAACCCUCUCACAGAAAUUUGGAAGGAGAUCAGUCCCAUGAAUGAAGCCAGGCCCCGUUGCAAACUCGCCGCCCUGGAUGGCUACAUCUACGCCAUUGGUGGGGAGUGCCUCUCCUCUGUGGAGCGCUACGACCCACGAUCAAACACAUGGUCUUUUGUGGCCUCUCUGCCCAACGAUACAUUCGCCGUGGCCCAUCACGUGACGGUUUGCAACGGGGAGCUGUUUGUGUCCGGAGGUAGCCUUCGCUACAUGCUGUUGCGCUACAGCCCCAAGAGCGACACCUGGAGGGGGACUCUGCUGGCGAGCGCCAAAGACAGGACGGUAGACUUAGUGGCCGUGGGACCCUUUCUGUAUCGCUUCGAAGUCAACCCUCUGCUGGGGGUCAGCGUGUACCGCUACCACACCGUAGCCCGACUGUGGUAUGAGUGCGCCACCAAGCGGUUAACUCGGUGUCCCGCUUUCCGGUGCGUGGCAAUGGACGACAGCGUCUACUGCGUCAGCCGUCACUUCACCUUGAGAUUUGAGGCCGACGAGAUCUCGCCGGCUUUCGCCGAUGAUGAUUUGAGCGUGGCCCCUGCGGCCAAGGGCCUGCUUUUCCCCUUUGUCCUGUCGCUCCCCGACAAGAGGCCUCUGCAGACCAGCGUGUAGCACAAAAUCACUCAAGAAUGAUGACAACGUUGUGCCUGCCAGCUUACUCGAGCUCUCCUUCAGCUUACUUUUUGACCGUAGCCAUUACAAGCGUUGAGAUUUACCCUAUUCGUCAUUUACGUCGCUUUCCCACUGAAGCUGGGAAAAAGUUUUUUUUUUCAUGCUAAAUCCAAAAUGUAUAUACUACAAGUAUGUGUGCUGUCCUAAAUUAUAUUUUACAUAAAGACAUUAUUAUCUUAA
Messenger RNA from Syngnathus typhle (broad-nosed pipefish), 2403 nucleotides. It is a transcript of the gene klhdc7a, whose product is annotated as kelch domain containing 7A. Gene Ontology annotation, molecular function: protein binding. Lineage: Eukaryota; Metazoa; Chordata; Actinopteri; Syngnathiformes; Syngnathidae. The transcript has a single exon. The record is from RefSeq and is a predicted model, not a curated record. The coding region runs from base 127 to 2163 and encodes 678 amino acids.